AUGCCAGGCUUCAAUGGCACCCCCUUCCAGCCAGAUACUCUUCAGCUGACAGGCAUGACAGGUCAAGCCUGGGUUGCCCUGAUUUUCUGCAUCCUCUACCUGAUCUCCAUCAUAGGCAACCUCAGCAUCCUCGUUCUGGUGGUCCGGGAUCCUGCUCUGCACCAGCCUAUGUACUACUUCCUCUCUAUGCUCUCUCUCAAUGAUCUGGGAGUGUCCCUUUCUACACUUCCCACUGUGCUUGCCACCUUCUGCUUCAACUACCGCCAUGUUGGCUUCGAUGCCUGCCUCGUCCAGAUGUUCUUCAUUCACACUUUCUCUUUCAUGGAGUCAGGCAUACUGCUGGCCAUGAGCUUUGAUCGUUUUGUGGCUAUUUGUGACCCACUACGCUAUGCUACUGUGCUCACCAACAGCCGCAUCAUGGCUAUGGGCUUGGGCAUCCUGACCAAGAGUUUUACCACUCUCUUCCCUUUUCCCUUUCUGGUGAAACGACUGCCUUUCUGCAAGGGAAAUGUUUUGCAUCACUCGUACUGUCUCCAUCCAGAUCUCAUGAAAGUGGCAUGUGGAGACAUCCACAUUAACAAUAUUUAUGGACUGUUUGUGGUCAUUUUCACCUAUGGUGUGGACUCAGUUUUCAUCCUGCUUUCCUAUGCAUUGAUCUUGAGAGCUGUGCUGGCCAUUGCAUCCCAGGAACAGAGGCUCAAGGCACUCAACACUUGCAUGUCACACAUCUGUGCAGUACUGGCUUUUUACGUGCCCAUAAUUGCUGUUUCCAUGAUCCAUCGCUUCUGGAAAAGUGCCCCACCUGUGGUUCAUGUCAUGAUGUCCAAUGUCUACCUGUUUGUACCCCCCUUGUUAAACCCUAUCAUCUAUAGUGUGAAGACCAAGGAGAUCCGCAGAGGCAUCCUUAAAAUCUUCCUUAAAUCCCAGGCCUGA
Messenger RNA from Tupaia belangeri chinensis (Chinese tree shrew), 933 nucleotides. Its product is annotated as olfactory receptor 51I1-like. The record is from RefSeq and is a predicted model, not a curated record. NCBI's taxonomy places the organism in Eukaryota, Metazoa, Chordata, Mammalia, Scandentia, Tupaiidae. Gene Ontology annotation, cellular component: plasma membrane. Gene Ontology annotation, biological process: G protein-coupled receptor signaling pathway. Gene Ontology annotation, molecular function: olfactory receptor activity; G protein-coupled receptor activity.